AUGGCGGCGGUGGCGGCUGCCCGAGCAGUGUCUGUGGGCUCCGGGCUCCGGGGUCUGCAACGAACACUGCCUCUUGUAGUGAUUCUUGGGGCGACGGGCACCGGCAAAUCCACUCUGGCGUUGCAGCUAGGCCAACGGCUCGGUGGCGAAAUCGUCAGCGCUGACUCCAUGCAGGUUUAUGAAGGCUUAGACAUCAUCACCAACAAGGUUUCUGCCCAAGAGCAGAGAAUGUGCCAGCACCACAUGAUCAGCUUCGUGGAUCCUCUUGUGACAAAUUAUACCGUUGUGGACUUCAGGAACAAGGCAACUGCUCUGAUUGAAGAUAUAUUUGCCCGAGACAAAAUUCCUAUUGUCGUGGGAGGAACCAAUUACUACAUUGAGUCUCUGCUCUGGAAAGUUCUUGUCAAUACUAAGCCCCAGGAGAUGGACACUGAGAAAGUGACUGACCGGAAAGUAGAGCUUGAAAAGGAAGAUGGCCAUGCACUCCACAAACGCCUAAGCCAGGUGGACCCAGAAAUGGCUGCCAAGCUGCACCCACAUGACAAGCGCAAAGUGGCCAGGAGCUUGCAAGUGUUUGAAGAAACAGGAAUCUCUCAUAGUGAAUUUCUUCAUCGUCAACAUGCAGAGGAAGGUGGUGGUCCCCUUGGAGGCCCUCUGAAGUUCCCUAACCUUUGCAUCCUCUGGCUUCAUGCUGACCAGACAGUUCUAGAUGAACGCUUGGAUAAGAGGGUGGAUGACAUGCUCGCUGCUGGGCUCUUGGAUGAACUAAGAGAUUUUCACAGGCGCUAUAAUCAGAAGAAAGUUGCAGAAAAUAGCCAGGACUAUCAACAUGGUAUCUUCCAAUCCAUUGGCUUCAAGGAAUUCCAUGAGUACCUGGUCACUGAGGGAAAAUGCACACCAGAGACCAGUAACCAGCUCCUAAAGAAAGGUAUUGAGUCUUUGAAACAAGUGACCAAGAGAUAUGCCCGGAAGCAAAACCGAUGGGUUAAAAACCGCUUUUUGAGCAGACCUGGUCCCAAUGUCCCCCCAGUAUAUGGCUUAGAAGUAUCUGAUGUCUCGAAGUGGGAGGAAUCUGUUCUUGAACGUGCUCUUGAAAUCGUGCAGAGUUUCAUCCAGGGCCACAAGCCUGUGGCUGCUCCAGUAAAGAUGCCAUGCAGUGAAACGGAGAACAAGAGGAGUUAUCACAUGUGUGACCUCUGUGAUCGGAUCAUCAUUGGGGACCGUGAAUGGGCAGCACAUAUAAAAUCCAAAGCCCACUUGCACCAGCUGAAGAAAAGAAGAAGAUUGGACUCAGGUGCUGUUGCUACCAUAGAAAAUCAGAGUGUUUCUCCAGACUGUGACAAAGAGCUUAAGGAGAAAGGAUCCCCAGAGCAGAAUAUGAAAGAGAUACUUUUAUAGAUGACUGAAGUCUUGUGAGCCACAGAUCAGGAGUUCUGGAUUUGAGUGAAUGGCAAGAACGGACCAGCCCCAGUGAGAUGAUUGAGUGACCUCAGCCAGUUCUUGGAAUUCCACAGACAAGGAGAGAAAGGAGGUGGUCGUGACGUGGUGCUUGAAAACGUUUGUUGUGCUCCUCCUGUCUAAUAAUUACUAUCACUGCUGUCUUUCUAUUGAGUUAGGAGUCUAUAUAUUUUUUUUAAAGUUAAAUAAAGAAAAAGUUCCCAAGAGUCUCUGUAGUGCUUAAAAAAAUGUAAAUUCCACAUCUAGUGUAUACACAGUGGGCUCUGUUACCCACAUGACCGCUUUUUCUGUCUCAACAUUCUUCAUAUGAUCAUGCUGUCUAUUCAUUAUUUAGCAAAUAUUUAUUGAGCACUUACCAUAUUCCUGGAAGACCUCUGGAGAGGGUCUUUUAUUGAAGAUUUGUGAUUUCCAGCAAUGUUGAGUGUAUGUAUGUAUUUAGCAUAAAAUGAAGCAUUUUUAUGUUUAUAGUUCA
Molecule: messenger RNA, 1930 nt
Organism: Hyaena hyaena (striped hyena)
Lineage: Eukaryota; Metazoa; Chordata; Mammalia; Carnivora; Hyaenidae
Gene: TRIT1
Product: tRNA isopentenyltransferase 1
Exons: 12
Coding region: 1-1398 (465 amino acids)
Biological process (GO): tRNA modification
Cellular component (GO): mitochondrion
Molecular function (GO): ATP binding; tRNA dimethylallyltransferase activity
Source: RefSeq, a predicted model, not a curated record